Triplophysa dalaica is the source of this 1137-nucleotide messenger RNA. It is a transcript of the gene npy2r, whose product is annotated as neuropeptide Y receptor Y2. The coding region runs from base 1 to 1137 and encodes 378 amino acids. Lineage: Eukaryota; Metazoa; Chordata; Actinopteri; Cypriniformes; Nemacheilidae. The transcript has a single exon. Gene Ontology annotation, cellular component: membrane. The record is from RefSeq and is a predicted model, not a curated record. Gene Ontology annotation, molecular function: neuropeptide Y receptor activity. Gene Ontology annotation, biological process: G protein-coupled receptor signaling pathway.
AUGGAUAGAAGAACUGAAAUAAACAUAUCUGAAGACAAAAUGCUGAGCCCCCAGUUUGAGUCCACAAACUGUUGCACACCAACCGCUAUCCAUGUUAAGGACGACUUACUACAUGGUUUGGAAGACAGUACAAAUCUAGUGGGUGUUCAACUGAUCUUGAUUUUGGCUUACAGCACCAUUAUUUUCUGUGGUGUGACUGGCAACUCAUUGGUAAUAUAUGUUGUUUACAAAUUCAGAAAUUUACACACAGUUACUAAUUAUUUUAUUGUCAACUUGGCUGUGGCUGACUUGAUGGUCAACACAUUGUGUCUACCUUUUACUUUGAUGUACACACUAUACGGACAGUGGAAAUUUGGACAGGUAAUGUGUUACUUGCUGCCAUUCGCACAAGGCUUAGCAGUGCAUGUUUCUACCAUCACACUCAAUGUAAUAGCACUGGACAGAUACCGUAGCAUUGUCCAUCACACGGAAACCAAGAUGUCCAAAGACAUGUGUGGAGUCGUUAUUGUGGUCACAUGGGUUGCGAGCGCCAUCCUCGCCAGCCCACUGGCGAUUUUUCGCGAAUACGUGACCUUUGACCUAUCACCUGAGCAGUCGAUUCAGGGUUGCGCCGAAAAGUGGCCUGGAAGCAGUGCAGAUGGAACCAUCUACAGCAUUGCCAUGUUUUUACUACAGUAUGGCCUGCCGUUGUGUAUACUUUCAUUUGCCUACAUUCAGAUCUGGAACAAGCUAAGAAAUCACAUUAGUCCUGGUGGAGGCCGUAGCGACCGCCAUCAACGGCGACAGAAAACAACGAAAAUGCUGGUAGCUGUAGUGGUGGUAUUCACCAUCAGUUGGCUUCCCUUUCACGCCUUUCAGCUGGCCGUGGAUAUUGAUAGCAGUGUAUUGGAAAUGAAAGACUUUAAAUUGCUCUACACAGCUUUCCAUAUUAUGGCCAUGUGCUCCACUUUUGCCAAUCCUAUUCUCUAUGGCUGGAUGAACAGGAACUAUAGAAGAUCCUUUGUGGCUGUGUUUAAGUGUGGCAGGUUAAACAGAAUGAGAAGAGUUUGUAGCAGUGAGGCAGUUAGACAAAAAUGUGCAGCACGCAAGGAGCAAAAUCAAAUCGAUGUUACAUCUACACAGGAAAAUGCACUGUAA